Molecule: messenger RNA, 876 nt
Organism: Pistacia vera
Lineage: Eukaryota; Viridiplantae; Streptophyta; Magnoliopsida; Sapindales; Anacardiaceae
Exons: 2
Coding region: 20-868 (282 amino acids)
Source: RefSeq, a predicted model, not a curated record
CUCGUAUUCUCUCUCUGCUAUGGUUACUCCAAUCCAACAGAAAGCUCAAAAAACCAAACCCAGAUCAAACACUUGCUUUCUUCUUCAUUGCUUCGGGGCGUCCAAGAAAGUAGCAGAUUCCGAGAAAGUUGUCCAAUCUGACAGUAAUAAUAGCAAGAAAGAUAUUGGUUUGUUUCGUCGUCGGUCAAUCUUUUGCAUGGAAAUGCCUAAUAACAAAACAGUUCCUAUAGCUGAAGCUACAGAUCAUAAUCAGCCUAAUACCGACGUUCAUACACCAAAAUCCAAGAAGUCGAAAUGGGUUCUUUGUAAGCUCUUGAUCAAGAAACAUCAGAAUUCGAUCGUCAACAUCACGCCGUUUGAAGAAACUCCUGCAGUCCCGAAAGAAAUAGUUGAAGUGGUGAGGGCGGAGGAAUUCCAACAAAAUCGCACCAUUACUGAGGAUCAGAAAUCAUCUGAAGACAACUGUCAAAAGACAGUAUCAAAUCAGCGGAGAAGAGAGGAAAAAAGAACUGGGAUGUCGAGUCAACCCGGUUCUCCUCGAGUUUCUUUGCUGCAGGCUCCGAACCCACCAUCUAAUUCUCGGAUCAAACAGAAAAAGAUUCAUCAGAACAACAAUGUGACAGUCAAAAAAUCCGAACACUUGAUGGGUAUGUCAAUUAUUAUAGUGAUUCUGAUAAUAACUAUAGUUUGGGGGCGCUUAUGUGCGAUUAUGUGUACGUCUGCAUGGUUCUUCUUCGUCGCUCGUUACAAAAGUGAAAGUAAAACUAGUAGUGAUUCAGGUGAUCUUGAUUUGGAUUCUGAAGAGUAUAAGAAGAAAGUGGUUUUCGAGGGUUUUCUGGAAAGAGAUCACAGGGCUAUCCCAAACUGAUGAUCGUG